Aureobasidium namibiae CBS 147.97 is the source of this 2301-nucleotide messenger RNA. RefSeq lists its product as uncharacterized. The coding region runs from base 1 to 2301 and encodes 766 amino acids. The transcript is spliced from 3 exons. NCBI's taxonomy places the organism in Eukaryota, Fungi, Ascomycota, Dothideomycetes, Dothideales, Saccotheciaceae. Gene Ontology annotation, molecular function: ferric-chelate reductase activity. The record is from RefSeq and is a predicted model, not a curated record. Gene Ontology annotation, biological process: copper ion import; iron ion transport; intracellular iron ion homeostasis. Gene Ontology annotation, cellular component: plasma membrane.
AUGAAGAUUUGCACCGCCCUUGGGCUCGUCCUGUCUAUCACGCUUUCUGGUCUUGUUGCUGCAGAGAAACAGUAUGGAGUCCUUGGCUUCGGCAUUCCAAUGUAUGAUCCCUUAUGCUGUUAUUCUUGUCAUGCCGCGUUAUCUGCUCUUUAUCUGAACUGUACGACCUUCUCCGAGAACAUGGAUAUGGGCCACGCUGGUAUGAACAUGAAAUUGUUCAAGCGUAUGGAUAUGGGAGGCGCAUCCACAGCAACAACGAGUGAUGCUUGCUACGCUGGCGACAGGAUCUGGCUCGAAACGUUUUCCAACUGCGUCCACGACAAGUGCUCGAGGGAUGGUGUUGAUGAGGGUAAACAGAGUCAAUGCUUCUCCAAGCUGGCCGCGAAUGGACUACCUGUAUCGUCACUACAGGUCUGUUUGCCAUCGUCAGCUCCUGGUGUCGAGCUGGAUGCACAUGCUACAUGGUUGAACUCGACAAGUCGGGUCGACGAACAUGCUUACCUCGCCAAUUAUGUGACGAUGAAAGAGUUUGUAUCGGCUGAACACCGCCAUACUCGCUACGCACUUGUUAGCAUAAUUUUCGUCGUGGGCAUCUGUAUCAUUGCGGGAAUUGCGGGAAGCUGCAAAACACACAUCCCGUCAAGAUUCCUGUCUAACAGCUUGUCAUUGAGGUUGAAACAGCACUUGCUUGUACCUGCUGCAUUCAACGAUCGGCAUCUGUCGCCGCUGCCAUAUCGAAUCGGCUACCUACCCAAGCGUGGCAUCUCUCUAUUCAUCGCCGCAUACGUUAUCCUCAACAUCGUUUUCUCCGCCGUCUCCUUCCAUCAUGUCACACCGAAUGCCUGGUACGCUGACAGGCGUCACGAAAUCGCUGCUUACGUCUCAAACCGCACCGGUGUUCUCAGCUUCGCAAACCUUGCUCUGGCGAUACUACUCUCAGGUCGUAACAACUUGCUCAUAUACAUCACUGGUUGGAGUCAGAGUACAAUGAUAGCCAUCCACCGCUGGGCGUCCCGAGUUGCCACCGUCCAGGCCGUCGUGCACUCCAUCAUAUACACCAUCACAUACUUCUGGACCGGUGGAUACGCUGCGUACAGAACCGAAGCAGCCAUGGCUUACUACUGGUGGGGUAUCAUUGCUACUGUCGUGUUAUGCCUUUCGGUAGGCCUCGCAGUCCUUCCCAUCCGCAUUCGGUCCUAUGAAAUCUUUCUUGUCAUACACAUAGCUUCCGCUAUCCUCGCACUGGUGGGCUGUUGGUAUCAUAUCGAUCUGCGCUUCGGCGACAAAUGGGGCUACAAGGUCUGGCUGUACAUUGCGUUCGCUUUCUGGGCCUUUGACCGGCUGAUGCGUUUCAUCCGUCUGGUCUACUUCAAUUGUCUCGGCAGUCCUAUUGCAGUGGUCAAGCAGGUCCCGCACACAAAUACCAUACAGAUGACUAUCACGCUGAAGAAAGCCUGGAAUGUCAAACCUGGUCAACACUCGUUCCUCUACAUACCUCUACUCGGGAAGCCCUGGGAAAAUCAUCCGUUCACCAUCGCAUCUUGGAGCUCGCCCAAAUCCAGUCGUAACACACCAGCACUCGUGAAUUGGCCAGGUGACAAGGAAGCGGACGUCCACGGCAUUGAAAUCAGUAGCUCUUCCAGCUCGCAACACAGCCACGAGUCGCACCAACACUAUCAGCUUGUAUGCCUCAUGCGUGCCAGAAAAGGCAUGACUGCAUCGCUCCUUUCGAAGCUGCAACGAUCAGGAGCAAACUCGUUGCCUAUAUCCAUCCUUACCGAAGGACUUUACGGCGGACACAAGGCAACAUUGCAACCGUUGAAAACAGCAGACACCAUUAUUUGCAUCGCCGGCGGUAUUGGAAUCACUAGCUGUAUGAGUUUCCUACAGCAAUAUUUCAACGAGUCGCAAUCAGUAGAACCUACUUCGAAAGCCUUCAUGGGUUGUGCAAGCAAUUUUGUGCUCGCUUGGUCGGCGAGAGAGGAAGCUUUGAUACGACACAUCUCUACCUCCCUUUUGCCUGACGCUUCUGUAGGAUUCCCGAACAAGCAAAUUGAAUACCGGUUCUGGUGUACUGGAGAAAACAGUAGUCAAGACACGGGACUGGAGCAAGGCACUGAUAUGCAAAGGGGCAGGAUGAAUGUUAGAGAAGUUGUGAGGUCGGUGGCGGAGAAGGGAAGAAGAGUUGUGGUAGUGGCUUGUGCACCUGGUGGAAUGUCUGAUGAAGUGAGGAAGACUGUGGUCGGCUGUUUGAGAGACGGCAUGCCGGUUGACUUGAUCGAAGAGGCUUUUGCAUGGUAA